UCUUGUCCCGUAAAAUGGAAUGUAGUGUUUGGUAACCUUUCGAAGUAAGUUUUUUAUCCGUUUUAGGAAAUUUGUUUUAUUAUUAUGAGUCUUCUAAGGCGAAUUACUUCUCCAGCACUUCUUUGUCGUGUGUUCAGACAAGAGAUAGGUAAAAAAUCAUUACAUUGUUAUGUUCAAAAAAAUGUAAAUAUAACCUCCAAACUUGUAAGUGCAAAUCCUGUAUUUACUGGGUUUAAUGCAGUUCGCUGGAAAUCUAAAAAGAGCCAAUAUGAUUCAGAUGACGAGGAGGUUGAUUUUGAAGAAGACUCAUCGCUAUCGAAAGACUCAAAAGUAGUGAAAUUUAGCACAACAUCUAUGAGAACAGAUGUAAUAUUGAAAUCGGCACUUGGCGUCUCAAGAAAUAAAGUAGAACAAAUGUUUUAUGAAAGUAAAAUAAGGGUGAAUGGAAAGAAAAUUCUGAAGAAAAGCGCUUCUCUUAGACUGGGCGAUGAAAUAGAUGUAAUAAAAAUAGUAAGCCCGAAGAAUCCAGAUCAUAUUUAUGUAUCCAGAGUUGAAAUAAUGAAUGUGGUUCCUAAAGAAGAAAGCAUCCAAAUAACAGCAAGGAGGUUUAAACACCUACUCAUAGAGAACUAUGAGAAAGAUCCACAUAAGGCUUCUAUGGAAAAUGAAUAACUAUUAAAUUGUUAUAGAAAUAAUCUAGCUAAUCUUUGCUAAUUACACCAAAUGUGAAAUAA
This is a messenger RNA of Helicoverpa armigera (cotton bollworm), 734 nucleotides long. RefSeq names its product mitochondrial transcription rescue factor 1. Gene Ontology annotation, molecular function: RNA binding. The transcript has 4 exons. Bases 85 to 672 code for a protein of 195 amino acids. Gene Ontology annotation, cellular component: mitochondrion. The record is from RefSeq and is a predicted model, not a curated record. Lineage: Eukaryota; Metazoa; Arthropoda; Insecta; Lepidoptera; Noctuidae. Gene Ontology annotation, biological process: regulation of mitochondrial transcription.